This is a messenger RNA of Acanthamoeba castellanii str. Neff, 2205 nucleotides long. RefSeq names its product RFX DNAbinding domain containing protein. NCBI's taxonomy places the organism in Eukaryota, Discosea, Longamoebia, Acanthamoebidae. The transcript is spliced from 4 exons. Gene Ontology annotation, biological process: regulation of transcription by RNA polymerase II. Gene Ontology annotation, molecular function: DNA-binding transcription factor activity, RNA polymerase II-specific; RNA polymerase II cis-regulatory region sequence-specific DNA binding. Bases 1 to 2205 code for a protein of 734 amino acids. The record is from RefSeq and is a predicted model, not a curated record.
AUGGCCCUCGUCAACGCCCUACUCAAGACCAAGGAGAGACACACCCACCGCCAAUGGAUCCUCAACUGGUUGGAGGACAACUACGAGUGUAAGAAGGGCGCGACGAUCUGCAAGGCGGCCGUGUUCACAGACUACGCCGAGUCCCUCAAGCCCGUGACCAACUCGCUCUUCGGGAAGCUGGUCAAGGCCGUCUUCCCGGCCAUCCGCACCUGCCGCAAGGGCCCGCGCUCCGACUCGCGCACCCACUACGCCGGCCUCCACCGCCGACGCGACACCAUCUCCCUCCCGCGCGUCUGCCCCGAGACCGGCGAGCUCCUCCCGCCGCCGCUCAACGACGAAGGCCACGCCAUCAUCGACUCCUUCAUCCCUGCGCCCUCGUCUGCCACGUCAUCCAUGUCGUCUUCGGCCAUUCCCGCCCUGCAUUACUCGAAUUCUUCGGCCGAAGACUGCACCAGCGCGGCGUCGUCGUCGCCGUCGUCGCCCGGGUCGCUCUCGUACGAGUACAUGUCGCCCGUCUCAUCCGUGGUCGAGGCCUCGGGCGCCCUGCCCGCCUUCCAGUUCGGCCAGCCGGCCUCGCAGCAGCAGCACCACCAAUCGCACCAGCACCACCCGCAGCAGCUCCACCACUCGCGCAGCGCCCAGUUCCCGAGCAUGUCGGCCUACGCCGGCGGUCAUCAGGGCCACGCCCACGCCCACGCUCACGCCCACCAGUUCCACAGCGAGCAGCACGCGGCGGUCCACCAGCUCUUCUACUCUCCCACGCCCUCGCUCUCGUCUUGCUCGUCGGGCUCGGCCUACGACGACGCCCUGUCCGAGUUCGAGUCGAUGGAAAUUGCCGGCAGCGCCGGCCCCGCGGCCGAGCUGCACGAUUCGAGCAGCUUGGCGGCGCAGCUGCCGCUCCCGACGGCACCGGUCUGCCUGUGCGCGUCGUGCGACGGCUUGGCCGCGGGCGAUCCGGCCAAUGACGGCCAGCCCGCGCUCGACGGCCACCAAUCGGCGUCGCUUGAGUCCGUGGAGGACCUGCUGGGCGACCUCGAGCCCCUCCGGCUGCUCCACCUCGACCCCGCCAUGCUCCACCACGACGCCACGUCCAGCGACCACCACCACUCCGUCUUCUGCUACGCGCCACAGUCGGCCUCGACCUCGGACUGCUGCGGCGGCAGCGGCGGCUUCGUGCCGGCCGUGCCCAUGUCGUCGGCCAUGAUGGCCACCCCGCCCGUGGCGCCCUCGCCGCCGGCCUCGCCACCCCCGCCGCUCGCUCUCAUGUCGGCGCCAGGCGGCGGCGGCGCCGGCGAGUUCGGGAGCCAUCAGCAGCAGAACAAGCUGCGGCCAUUCCUGCGGCGCACGAUGGCCAAGGCGUCGGCGCAGGCGGCGGAGGGCAACCCGCUGGCCGAGGGCUUCAUGGGCAUGAUCAACACGUGCCAGAAGAUCAUCAAGGACCGCGCCCAGAAGCGACGACGGAAGAGCAUCGGCGACGCACUCGCCGCCGCACACGCCGCACACGCACACAUCAAGCACGAGCUGCCGCACUACCAGCACUUGUACCACCAGCACGCGGCCAAGAAGCAGCACACGAUGACUAUCGCCGCCGUCGCCGCCGCUGCUGACGUGUCGUCGACGUCGACAACCAUUGUCGACGCCAACGCGCUGGUGCCGCCGUUCGUGCUGAGCCUCGAAGACCUGCAGGGCGGCCACAGCAGCUUCGCAUUCCAGGAGAGCGUGCUCGUGUUCGCCAACGAGUACCGCAAGAUGUACCAGGCCGUGUUCGACCGACUGGUGCGGUUCGAGUACGCGAUCCUGUUCGACGUCGUCUUCUCCUUCUGGAACCAGGUCAAGCUGCAGCCCAACUUCGCCCUUCUGCUCGACCACGACGCCCUCAAGAAGCAGGUCCUCGCCUACGACGCCAAGGUCCUCCACACGUUCAAGGACUAUUUCCUGAUGAAUCCGUUGAAGAUGAGCGCGCAGCAGUUCGGGGGAUUCCUGCAGACGAUCGCGUUCCAUCUGCCCUUCUCGGUGGAGCGGGCCACGCUGCCGCUGCUGCCGCCCGACCUGAGCGCGGAGAAGAUGCGGCUGCUUCAGACCUUCGCGGCCGACCUCCAGGGCCAGGCCCAGAGCCUCACCCUCCCGCAGGCCUCCGCCGUCGCCUCCUCGUACCCGCCCCAGCAGCAGCCCUCGAUGACGGUCAUGGAGAUCAACAACUACUGA